AUGGCAUUCAAGAACGGACUUAGUGAACGCCUCGAUGAGCUGCGAUUCCCUUCCCCAAGGUCGCCUCCUUCGGAGUCCGCUUUCCCCGGCUAUAACUCGCUCUCCCCGGGCCACUCCAAUUUCGUCUCGGCUUUCUCGCGACCCUCGGGCGAUGUCCGUGGGAAUCUUCAGCGCCGAUUUACAACCGAUUCCAGCAAGCUUGCUUCCUGGAGUCAUCUGAACCAUCUCGGGAGCAGCUCUCAGCUCCCGGCUCCAGAUCAUCUGGAUCUGCUUUCAUCGUUUGAAAAGAAGCGCCAGCACAUUGAGUACAUGCGAGAACAAAGAAGGAGAUUUGAAGAAGACAUGAAGCUCUUAGAUAUGCAACACGAGAAAGAAAAGCAAGAUUUGGAGCGCAUUGCUGAAAACCUCGCCAAAGUUGGCAUGUCUGGCCCUGUCAGCGAACCUACAACACCCCCAGAGUACCGUGAGAACAACUAUCCUGCUUUCACCCGCCCUACUCGGUUCUCAACUUCAAGUGUUACUUCCUCUCCGGGUUUCUUCAAUGUCUUUGCACCUGCUCAGGUCACUACUCCGCCGAGCCAGGUGAAUCACAACUCUGCUCAAACACCAACCAAUCGUUUCUCCGUUCACUCUGUUCCUGGUUCUCGGAGGAACUCAGAGAAGGAGGACUUCACUCAAGAACCUACUUCACCUUUCCGUCCAGGCCCAUCUAUUCAUCGCUACUCGAUGCCUUCUACAGGCUUAGGAUCACAGAUCCGUCCGAUCCUAUCGGGCUUCAACAGUUCGUCCGGUUUGGAGUCAUUCAAUGCUUCCAAAUAUCUGUUUCAUAACGAAGACGACCGGGCGACUUUGAAGGACGAGGACAGGAUUCCGACACCUGACUUCAAGAGUAUCCUUAAAUUGACUGACACUGACGACAAGUUCCCGACCCUAUCUCGCAGAGACGACUCAGGCCUGCUGUCUGCGAAUUCGGACGCCCUGGACCUCGCCAAUUCACGUACUCCCAACCCCGAGACUUGGAACACUCACAGUCGGCACCGCACUACUCACCAGAGCAUGCCACAAAACGCUCUGAACAUGUUCCGUCAGCUUGGUAACCAAAAUGAUGAGAAUCAUGCCCAUUCUUCGAACUCUGCUCGUCAUGCUGCCAGACAUUCGCUGGAGGCGAACCUGCUCUACAGCGCCGAGGACAAUUCUGAAAACCUGACAGCUACUGCUUCCAGCAGACCUACAUCCUUGCAGUCUUCAUACUCGACCAACGAUCUGCCCACAGUCAAAGGCGAGCCUUUCAAUGCCGCCGUCACUCCUCCUAAGACGCAUGCCGAACAGAUUCAACACAAUGCCAACCUUGGUCGGAUUCCUGCUGUGAACCAUGUGAACUCCCGCCAACAAAGGGAAUCGCCUGAACGCGAUGAAGCGAGAUUGCAGGGGACCCGGGCCCAGCAGACUACUCUGCAAGCUAGUGCCACACCUUUCGGUCCACCAAUCACCACCGGACCUGCCAAUAGCAGCAGUACUGUCGCACCAACUACUCUGACCCCAUUCCAGGCGCCGUUCUAUGGGUACGGUAUUCAAGCCUACAUGGGCGCUCCAGUGCAGGUUAGCGGUCAGAUCCAGAACUACAAUGCCGCAGCUCCUUUUGCUGGGUAUGCUCCCUAUGGCACUUAUCGCAUGCCUGAAGGUUCGGCCAAAAGCGUUACCUCCCGACGCAGCGGCGAUAACGAUAGCGCUCAGCUCUCUCGCUUCACCAACUUCCCGCUUGAGCAUUAUAAAGGCGAAUUGUAUGGCCUUUGCAAGGACCAACACGGUUGCAGAUACCUGCAGAGAAAAUUGGAAGAGCGUAAUCCGGAGCAUGUACAAAUGAUCUUUGAGGAAACACGCCUCCAUGUGGUUGAACUCAUGACAGAUCCGUUUGGCAAUUACCUGUGCCAGAAAUUGCUUGAAUACUCCAAUGAUGAACAGCGUACUGACUUGAUCAACAACGCUGCUCAUCAGCUCGUUAAGAUUGCUCUUAAUCAGCACGGUACCAGGGCGCUCCAAAAGAUGAUCGAGUUUAUCUCUACCGCCGAACAAACCCAAACGGUCAUCCAUUCGCUAGAGGACCAUGUUGUCGAACUGGUUCAGGAUCUCAACGGGAACCAUGUGAUCCAAAAGUGUCUCAACCGUCUCUCUGCUGAGGACGCUCAAUUCAUCUACGAUGCCGUUGGUGCCAACUGCGUGGUUGUCGGCACUCAUCGCCAUGGAUGUUGCGUUCUGCAACGAUGCAUUGACCAUGCGUCUGGUGAUCAAAAAGCGCGCCUCAUUGCUCAAAUCACUGCAAACGCAUUUGCCCUUGUUCAAGAUCCUUUCGGAAACUACGUUGUGCAAUAUAUUUUGGACCUUGCUGAGCCUCAUUUCACCGAGCCCUUGUGCCAGAAUUUCCGAGGCAACAUCCCCGCCCUGUCCAAGCAGAAGUUCAGCUCGAAUGUCAUCGAGAAGUGCCUUCGUACUGCGGACUUCCAAAUUCGGCGUCAGAUGAUCGAUGAAAUGCUGGCAGGAGCCGAACUUGAGAAGAUGCUCCGCGACUCAUUUGCGAACUAUGUGGUGCAAACAGCCAUGGACUUUGCCGAUGCUGAGACUCGAGCGCGGAUUGUUGAUUGCAUCCGUCCCAUAUUGCCUUCUAUCCGUCAAACCCCCCAUGGCCGUCGUAUUGCUGGUAAGAUGAUGGCAUCCGAAAGCUCAGGAAGGGGAAGUGCCGCAACCAGCGGGCAAGUGACGCCUAACGAAAUGAACUCCGCCCAGCUUCCGGGUCCCCUUCAAGGACCACAGAAGUCAUUCAUGUAUCAACACAGCCCUUUCCCAGUCGGUUCCCAGUUUGGAAAUCAGAACUUUGUUCCCACCGCUGGCUCCACGACAGGUUCCAACGCUCCGUCUGGCGGACCUAGCGAGGCUAUUUUUGCUUCAGCUGUCCCGCAAGCCAACGGCAAUCUUGGUGCUCAAAGUCAGUUGUAUGCGUACUUCUGA
Messenger RNA from Aspergillus luchuensis, 3003 nucleotides. Its product is annotated as putative RNA-binding protein. NCBI's taxonomy places the organism in Eukaryota, Fungi, Ascomycota, Eurotiomycetes, Eurotiales, Aspergillaceae. Gene Ontology annotation, molecular function: mRNA binding. Gene Ontology annotation, biological process: post-transcriptional regulation of gene expression. Gene Ontology annotation, cellular component: cytoplasm. The transcript is spliced from 5 exons. The record is from RefSeq and is a predicted model, not a curated record. Bases 1 to 3003 code for a protein of 1000 amino acids.